GCACGCCAGUGUCCUUCGAGAUCACCCUUUUACCCUCCAGGCCACCAGCUUCAUCGAGCAAUGCCCUUGAGAUGCUCUCCUGUGGUUGGAACGGGAACAACAGGAUCGUGGACCGCGACACAUGGCCCACCCAGCAGAACAAACUUCAGAGGUUUGUCCUCGGUUUUCUUACUCAUUGAAGGUUCUCAAAAAAAAGCAAGACAGAUGUCGAUGUGUCCUGGUGUUUUUGUCCUUUUUGUGUGUCUUUGUCUGUGUGUGUCUGUGUUGACUUUAAAAAAGUGAGCAAAUAUGUGAGCUUAUAUUUAUUUUUUCUCUUGUUUAAGGAUGAGGGAAGAAAGGUCAAAUUGCUGGCGCUAUGUGUGUGUUCCUGCGACGGAGAAAACCUCGUACGGUGUUGUGUUUGGUACGGUGGAGUGGCCAAAUGUGUCAAAAAAACUUUCUUUUUUCCUUUUUUUCGUUUUGCGAUCUUUGUUUUGCUGUUUGUGCUCCAACCUGCCCCCCGGGGACAUCCGAUGGUUCAAAACCCCGACAAGAAUUAGGGCAAUUUAGACAUUUAACCACCGGCGGCCAAGUUGCGGUCCAGUUUCAACGCAAUCGGGGACAGAUCUCUUUGUGGUAUUGGCUUUGGCGUUGCUGUGACGUCCCUUGGGGACAACAAUUGACAACUUUGAUAACGCAGAGUUGCUUUAACUACAUGUCCCGUUUCAGAUACAACUCCACCGCGGAGCGGAAGAUGUCUGUGAUUGCCUUCAUUGGACAUCCCCGAUAAUGUCUGGUCGUUUUAAUGUCUCGACACAACCUAAAGAUCUACCUGGAUACGCACGGGC
Williopsis jadinii is the source of this 827-nucleotide messenger RNA. RefSeq lists its product as uncharacterized. Lineage: Eukaryota; Fungi; Ascomycota; Saccharomycetes; Phaffomycetales; Wickerhamomycetaceae. The record is from RefSeq and is a predicted model, not a curated record. The transcript has 2 exons. The coding region runs from base 356 to 769 and encodes 137 amino acids.